This is a messenger RNA of Schistocerca gregaria, 12134 nucleotides long. It is a transcript of the gene Prp18, whose product is annotated as pre-mRNA-splicing factor 18. Lineage: Eukaryota; Metazoa; Arthropoda; Insecta; Orthoptera; Acrididae. Bases 158 to 1225 code for a protein of 355 amino acids. Gene Ontology annotation, biological process: generation of catalytic spliceosome for second transesterification step; RNA splicing. The record is from RefSeq and is a predicted model, not a curated record. The transcript is spliced from 6 exons. Gene Ontology annotation, cellular component: U2-type post-spliceosomal complex; U4/U6 x U5 tri-snRNP complex; U5 snRNP.
UUUGAAAACAAUCGAAUGUAGUCGCAGAGAAGUAUUUGUUUAUGCAAUUUGUCAGACGUGUUUUAGUAAGUAAACGGUGUGUGUAAUACAGCAACGCCAGUCUGAUUACGUGAGUUCGGUUUUGUAGCAUAAUUUUCAUAUUGAUUCACGUAUAAAAAUGUUGAAUAUACUGAAAGCGGAGAUAGAGAAAAAGCGUAAAUUACUGGAGGAGAAAGAGCUCCUGAAGCCGAACAAGAAGUACUUCAAGCGGGCAGAGCUGGUUGCCAAGGAGGCGGAGGAGUACCGCCGCAAGUGCGGCGUGGGCGGCAGCGAGGAGGCGGAGAGGCAGUCGGAGGGCGAGCGGCCGGGGGCGGACUCCCGAAGCGGCGACCUCACCGACGGCGGCGUGCCGACGCUGCCGCGCAAGGAGGUGGUGCGCAGACUGCGCGAACGCGGCGAGCCCGUCCUUCUCUUCGGGGAGACGGAGCUCGAGUCGUUCCGCAGGCUGCGGCGCAGCGAGAUCCUCGAACCGGAAGUCAACCGCGGGCUGCGUAACGACUUCCAGGAGGCACUCGAAAAGGUGGACCAAGCAUUUCUCGACGAGAUCCUCGCGUCGUCCCGCGGCACGGACGAGCACGGCAGCAGGGAGGGCGGAACCUCGUCGAAUGACGUGAAAGUGCAGGACGACGGCGUGAGCUACGAGGAGAUUCAGCGCAUGGCUGUGGAUCUCGGCAAGGGCGACCGCGAGCUCGACAUGCAGGUCAUCACGCACUUCAUCCAGUUCCUGCUAAAGAUGUGGGGCCACCAGCUGAACAGCCGGUCGCAGGCUGAGAAGAUGACUGUGCGGGGAAAGCUGGCCUGUGCCACAUACACCCAGACUCAGGUUUACCUGAAGCCCCUACUCCGUAAGCUGAAGACGCGCAGUGUGCCCGAGGACAUAGCGGAGAGUCUGACGGAGAUUACGAGGUACAUGCUCGACCGGGACUACAUCCGCGCCAGCGACUCCUACUUGCAGAUGGCCAUUGGAAAUGCACCUUGGCCCAUUGGUGUCACUAUGGUGGGUAUCCAUGCACGUACCGGGCGAGAGAAGAUCUUCUCGAAGAAUGUGGCGCACGUGAUGAACGACGAGACCCAGCGGAAGUAUCUGCAGGGGCUGAAGAGGCUGAUGACCAAGUGCCAGCAGUAUUUCCCCACUGACCCGUCCCGCUGCGUCGAGUACUCCAGGCUGGAGAACUCUGCGCCGUAGCAACAAGCAGUACGGGCUGUACGGUUAACAAUUCCACCUUCACCCGAGUUGCUGCACAUAUCCGAUACGACAUCAGUGUCUCGCCCGCAAUAGAGGAAGAACAGUAUGCCAGACAGGCAGGUAUAAAAGAAGUGAUGGCUGAACCACCAGUAAUUUGUAUGCUACCUUGUGGAACUCAUUUGAAUCAAAAUGUAUGUAAUCUAAAAAUAUGACAGUGCGUACCUCUGAGGAUAGUUAAAAAACGGCCAAUAACUUUCUAAACAUUUAUGAAUUUGUUAUGUGACAGUUGGUCCUGUCUUCGUGAGCCUUGUAACAGUUUUAUAACCGGAGCAUGCUCUGGGGCAAAUACUGCAGAAAACUGUCACGUUUAUUUGCAUGUUCUACAGUUUAAAUGAUUAACAGACUAGCCUUAAUUCAAAUUCAAACAAAAUGUUUUCAAAUCAAGAUACGUUGUAAUCUUUUGUUACUUAUGUCUAUAUGAUAAAGAGGAUUUGUAACAAAAAGGUAGAGUAACAAUAAGUCUUUAUUACAUUAAAAAAUAAAAAUUUGUCAAAAAUGACAAAUGGCAAACAAUUUCUUUGUUUUAUAGCCAUAUAUUAUAACAUAUGAGGUAUAUGGGCUCCCCAAUGUACAUAGAACUAUGUAAAUAAAUUACUGUAAUACAUUUGUUUAGAAUUUCAGUUGAUAAUUACCUGUAGGUAUAAUGGAUGCACUACAUUAAUAAGGGACUCUCAUGAGCCACCUGGAGUACUAUAAGAACUUGAGCAACCAUUUUAAUGUGGGGCUUUCCUGCAACUAGAACGCUAAAAUUGAAAGUGCAGUCUUACUGAAAUGUGUCAACAAUUCACAAGCCUGUAAUACUGCAGCAAGCCUUGUUAAAAAUAUGAUGUACUGAAAAUAUUAUUGGUGCAGAAAGCUUCAACUAAGGUGAUUACUUAUGUAGAUAUAUCACUAAAAAGAUAAACACACUGCACAGGUAAGUGCGCAGUACUUACAUAGAACAAGAAUAGAAAUACAACUGCACUUAGUGAGCGAGUGUCGAUUCUGAGCUAAAUGAGGUCAAUUUAACCAGCUUACGGGCUACAAUAUUAACUAGUAAUUAAUAAAAAAAAAAAUUUAAAAUUUCACUUACAGGCAACAGAUCUUUGUCACUGUCCGAAGCAGGUACUUUCCUUUGUACAAGCUAUUACUAAUUCUAUUAGCCUCAUAGCUGCGUGAUUAUUGCACAUAGCACUGAAUCAUUACAAAGUACUGAAGUUGCACAAAUAUUACUCCCAUUUUAGUGAUAACAUACUGUCAACAAAAAUGUAUAAAACAAUAAAGCUUUAUUAUAUAAGGUAUUUGCUACUGUUAUAUCACUGGAGUAUGCAGAUAUGAACUGUAAUACCUGCAGAUUUCUUCAGCUCCACGGCUGAGAUCAAUGCUGGUCAUUUACACUGACAUUUGUACUAAAGAGUUAUACUCAGGCGUUGAAAAAUCACAGCUUUGUAUAAAGGAUGAGAUCCAGUUUUCGUGACGAUAGUGAAGAUAUUAAAAACAGUUCGUAUCAGAAAACAGGCUCCACUAAAAACUAAUUAUACUUAAAACUGAGGUCACUGUUUUCUUUAUAUUUAGCUAAAUAGCAACAUUAAAUAGCAACAUGCUUACCAGUCAUAAUAAAGCAUAUAUGCUACAACAAUAAAAAUAGAUUCCUUUGGAAUAUCUAUAACCCACAAAACAGGCCUUGCAUACUGAAAUUGCUUAUAUUGCAAAUACAUUAUACAAAUAAAAUUGUGUAUUUCAUUAUCAAAUGACUCUCUCUAAUUAUGCUGUGUGAGCCAUAAAUGUCAAUAGUGCAAGACUGUCAUCUGGGCAAAUCACCCUGUAUGACUUAUCAACUGAAAUAAAUGAUCUCUACUAGUAGAAGUAUUUGAAUUUAUCCACGUGAUAAAUAUGUAUCUAUAAACAUACCUUCAAAAAUGAUUUUUAUAGCAUCUAGUCUUUUAUCCCCACAGUUACAACAAUCAAGUCUUUCAAUUCCAAAGUAAUACAAUAGCAUACUUAGAAAUCCUUUAUUGUGCAGUCCCAAAGUUUUUAUAGCAUGUUUUCUGUCAUACAGCCAAACACAUGAAAUUUGUGUUAGACACUGCUAAUUACUGUGCCACGAUUCUCCCCUAGCACUAAAGCCCCAUCUAACUACCCAGUGUGAUAUUUCUUUGAAAUAAAUGACCAGAAAUGGAACAGGCAAUAUUCUGAAAAAUGGAAUAUCAGUUAACUUAAUUUUGGUACACUUGACUUUUUGGAAUAAUUUGAAAGAUUAUUUGACGGAUAUGAUUCUUCCUAGUCUUUACCAUCUGCAGCUCUUGGCAUCACUGUUUGAGAACCCAAUCUGAGAAAAAAUAUCGCUUCUAGUUCUCCACUUUGAAGACUUAGAAAAGUUAUGAAACUGUUACUAUAAUCUGCACCUUCAAUCUCCGCUAUACGGUGAGUAGCAACUACUUGUUUCAUAAUGCUGUUACAUUCCAUCCUAGAUUUUCUGUUUUUUCAUUUACAAUAAUUUGUAGUUUCAAGUGACAGUUUCUUUUACUAAAGUAGCAGGUGUGUUGUGGUGAGGGGGGGGGGGGGGGGACCACUUAGUCACUGUUGCUAUAAGAGAAACCAUUGAUGACAGUAUAUCAAUAUUUAAACAUGUAUGGGCAAUAAAAAAUGAGAGACUUUAGUUUUCUCACGGCUGUGAAAAAAGAACCUUAUUGUUAAGCAAAUACAGACUUGAAGUAGAAAGCUUCAAAAACUCCCAAUGACUAGUUUUUUAAAAUUUUUAUGAAACUGUAGAAGCAGCCUGAUUUUGUGUAGUGAACACUUAGCUCUUUUGGAAAUAAUAUUAUUACCCGACAACAUAAACUGCAGUCCCAGACAGAGUGUUGUAUUUACAUCUGCGAAAGAGAGAUUGAGGCACAAAACAGGAAAAUGGGGAAGUCACUGGCAAGCAGAACAUAAUAGAGCUCUACACAGUUAAGUUGAUUACAAGUUGCAUCCCUCAGACCUUUGAAUGGACUUACAUGGUGUAACAUGUGGACCUACACUUUAAUGUGGAUUUCAAACCACAGUGCUACUUGGCAUUUUUCGUAUUAACAACUCACUGCAAGACGUCACAGACAUGCACUAUACCAGACCUUUUGAUUUGUAGCCUGAUACUUGGGGACCUCACAGGCUGCUCAGCCUCAUCCACUUGCUAGGUACUUGUAUGAUUUGAAGGUCAAUUUCCGGACAUCCGUUCCCUAAAGUAGCAAGGCACAAUCAUUGAAAGAAAAAGAAAAAGAGAAAAAAAAAAACACUUUGGAAAAUUGCUUUUGAAGAUUAGAUGAUUUCAGAGCACAAAACAUUUGUAACACACACACACACACACACACACACACACACACACACAGUGUCUCAAGGACUUUCAACUGUUGUCAACAAAAUUGUUGUGUUGGUAGACAAAUGCUUAGCACAAAAGUCUUGCAAAUGUCUAGUCCUCAGUUCAGAACUCACGAGUAGCAACAUUUGCUUUUACUUUUUUUUAAAAAAUCCAUACUAAUUUACAAAUAUAUAAUAAUAAUUUUUAGUAAAAACUAAUCUUUUUAUUUUCAGUUACUAACUGCAUGAAAAUAAAUUAAAAAUCAACAGACACGUGAAAUGCCUUAUUGUUAAAUGAGAAAAAAAAUUAUCCAUCAAUAAUAUUGUUCUAUUUGUAGGCAUUAAAAAGAAUAUUAUUUUCUACACGACUUUCGAGCUUUUGCGAUAAUUUUUAAUUUAUUGUGAAUACUGCUAUUUUUGUGUUGACAGUAAUUAAAAACAGAAAUAUGUUCUUUUAUUUUUUUUAAAUACACAAUUCAAUAUCUGUCACCCAACAUUUGCAAUUGGCAGUUUAGUAUCCCUACCGACAGACAUCGCGAUGGAGACAGACGAGCUGGCCCGGGUAGUGCAGCGAGGGCAACACCGACACACGGCACAGACGAUCUGCUGACAGGUGUUUAUCUGUGGGCAGCAGGAAGCCCAGGUACCGUGGACCUCGCCUCGUGCACCAUGCCGAGUGUCAUCGCAGAGAGAUCAGUCGACAGCCCGCCGAAUGCAGAGUUAUCCCCAAGCUCAUCUCCAUAAGGUUUCGCACUGCCCGCUUCCUGCAGAUCUACUCUCGCUCGAUGAGUUUUGUUUCCCCUCACUACUAGCGAGUUUUGAGUAGGUGACACGGUGUUCACAAGACUUAUGUUAUGCAGUCACCUACCGACAAUUGUGCCGAUAAGCCACAAAUUUUAUUUACUUUGUAGUGCUCUCGUAUCAGCUAACCUUAAAAAGAUUUUUUGAGUUUUUUAAAAGAAUUGUAUAUUUCUGCUUCAAGAAACCAAUGUCUGGGCAUUGACUUAGGCUACAAGUACGAAUAAAAUCGAAGGGCACCUGCCUGCAGGGUACUCUUGUGAACCACACUAGAAGCUAGGUACACUUCUGUCCCGUCUCAAAUGGAGCACGACGAUUCGAGAAAAUCGUCCGAGAGGAUGCUGCAACUAUUGUCAGGAAUCGCAAAUGUGUGUGUGCUUCACAUACGUUUGUUUCUCAGAUACUACGAACAGUAACCGCAGAUGGCACCUUAUCGUCAAGACUGGUGGCAAUGUUUCGAGUAAGAUUUCAAUGUUUCUUAAUCACAAUAUGCCUAGUGUUUCCUUUUGUGUUAAGUCAAUACAAUUAUUUAAAAAAUGCCUUAUGUCCUGGCUGUCAUAGCAGGCGAAUAGUGGGGACUGUUUACUGGACAACACAUUGUCAGAAAGUGACUCUUUGCUCCCUGGUAUGUAUAAUCUAAUAUUAUUGCAUUUUAAAUUUGGUGGUUUCAUUCAAGUAAACUUAAUAACAAGAAGCUGUCAUACUAGCCCACAAACAUUUUCCCGUUAUUCCUUUGUACAAACAAAUUACAAAAUAACUGAGGACACUGUUUGAACACGACUGAACCGUGUCGUGUGGCACAGCCGACUCCUCUCAAUAGGCAGCACUACACUCUUCUUUAUCAUUUAACAAUGACUGACAUUCAGAAUGGGUGGGAAAAAUCACUGCUAUCUUCUGUACAGUUGGAAGGAGCACAGCCAUCGAGUGCACACUGCUGUGGACUUCACUGGUUACAUUUCUGUAUAUCUUCCAAACCAGUGCAGGGAAUUCGGUGUUACUGUGGUGCAAACAUUCUUCACAAACAAUCCACUGACAUUAGGAUGUUUGGCAGUUAUCAGUGCAGUGGGUGGCAACUGAAUACAGUACAGAACACUAUCAUUAUGUGUAAUCUCUCCCAUCCCCCAUCCUCACUCUUUGUCAUACUGCAGUUUGCUAUCAUACACUUAAUAAAUGAUACGAGAACGUGUGUACGUCGGGAAAAUGCAUUCAUUACUACUGGAAAUGCAAAUGUGAGGUAGUUACGUGCGACUGCUGUAAAAGACAAAAUGCACAAGCCAGUCUGACUUACGACAUCUUCGUGUGCUAAUGUAUAUUUUAUGAAAGUAAAAUUCAACUGAGGAAACAAAUUAUGAGACAAACUCGCUGGCCAGGAGGCAAAAUGUCCAGCACAGAUAUAAAAGUGACAACACUAUCUAUCGUAGCUUUUGGAACUGACAGUUCCUUCCAUAGGGGGGGACAGAUGUGUAGGUUGGGUGCGGUUAAAAAGGAAAGGCAGAUAACACAGAAUGGAUUGCCUACUGGACAGAUAAACUGGAAUUAAUGGCCUACGUUUUCAUGUUUCUGGAGGGAAAAGGGGAGAGGGAGAAGGAAGAGAGAGAACAAUUACCACAGGAAUGGAAAACAUGAAACUUAUCCAACAUACACAAGAAGGGUGACAGGAAAAUUGCAAUGCUAUACAGGACUGAGUGUAACGAAUUCCGUUUCUGGAUUAUAUACGAAAAUUAUGAAGGUGACAAUCAAAUCACAGAUUGUGAAUGGACAUCAACAGAAUGGAUUCUGUGCCAGAAGAUUAUUCACAGACAAUACGUUUUGCUUAAAACAGGUCACGGAAGAAAGACUGGUCAGGAAUUUAUACCGCCCACACGGUUUUCAAUUAUUUAAGAAAUGCUACAAUAGAUUCCCUCUGUAAACAGUGGAUUAUAACGUGAAGAGAAUGGAGUGACUCCUUUAUAUGCUCAAGCUGUUAAGGCUUUAUUUGGUGACACAAAUUGUACAAUUAAAGUAGAUAUUAAUAUAUCUGGUGAGAUUCAAGUGAUGAAAGCACGACAGUAUCUACAUUAUUUAAAAUAUACUCUAAUUCUGUGUUAAAUUUACAGAAAACUUCUUGUUGUAGUAUAGGUGUACGUAUAAAUGGCGACAUGCUCUUCACUUUGCAUUUUGCUGAUGCCUGUUCCCCCCCCCCAGAGAACAAGGAUGACACAAACUACACAAUUAGAAAGUUGCACAGACAAUAUCGGAAAUUGGGUUUAACCAUCAGUUUAAAGAAAACUGAGUAUUUCGUUAUUGUGAGUGUGGGGCGAUAGAUUUUGGGUUAGUAAGGUCGGUGAACUUGCAUAAAUAUUAUCAGGGUCUUGUCUAGUAAAAGUGAAAUUAAGAAUUGUAAUGGCCAAGAUAGACAAACAAAGCUAUGAACGGAACAGAAAUAUAGGAAAUAACGGAAAAAUUUAAGAGGAAGUUAUUAUUAAUGAAGAUGUUAAUUUAGUCAGUUGCUUUAGGUUGACACUGCAGGACAUAAUUAAAAAUGAAGACAUACUUAUGAGAAUAAACCUGGCACCACUGUAACAGACACCACCUAAGGAAAAUGGGUGAGAAGAGAUUGCCUAAGAUGAUGAAAUAGUUUCCAACUAAUAGGCAAAGGCGAUGCCCAAAAAUAAUAUGGGAAGAGGUAGUCGGGAGAACUGUGUCAGAGAAGAAUUUGCAAACAAGAGGAUUGGAAAGACAGGAGCCUUUGGGAGCAAAGAUGUGAGAAACAACUGUUGCAUUAAAUCCCUUAAUAAUAUGAGCCAGAUAUAAAUUGAUGAAGUAGGUGAUCAUUUCAUUAGUCCUAUCACAGAGAUUCUUUACACAUAUACGAACAAACAGAAGACCUAGCUACGGGUGACUCUCACAAAUGUAUUUUUAGGUACUGCCGAAAAUAAAUUUUUUGAACAUUGUGAAGACCUGACUAAAUAUGUCUUAUAGAUGACACACUUGUCCCAUUUGAUGGCACUCUUGAUGAAGCUAACAAAUGUUACUAAUGGUAUAAUAUGGUGUAUAAAGUAUCACUUUCAGCACAGGCCCUGAGGAUGAUGGGACUAUUCAUUUUUUUUUAAUCUGAAGGUCAAGAGAGACGGGAGUUCCCACCAGUGAGUGUAUACCAACAACACAUUACAUCUUAUUGCAUAAUUCACAACUGCCAUCCACAGUCCCAUGAAGAAGCAUACUUAUGGUCAUUAAUUGACAAUUAAUCAAAUAUUCUGUAAGUGAGGCAAAUAUUAGUAAUGAAUUACAUACAACGAAUAAUUUAUUACGACAUUACAGACCAAGAAGCUGCAGGUAGAAACUAGGAAUACAGAUCAGGUCACAUUAGAAAGGAGUGAACAAAAGAAAAGAUAGGUGUAUAGUUUUUAUCAUUAGUGGGAUCACAUCUCUGAUAACAUAAGUCAUUUGUUUUGGAAAAUUGGGCUGCAAAUUGGCUUCAGAACAUAGAACACUGUAGAGUCGUGCAUUAUAUAACACUUAGAUAAUCGGGCAUGUAACAUGUACGGAGUAUAUAAGAUAAAAUAUAGUGACCACGAUUAAGUUUUACAUGUGGCAAACCUCGAAAAGCUUAAAAACGUGGCUUCGAGAAUAUCUUAAUGUCAGUUAGUCCAAUUUCUCAGCAUUUAGUGCUCAUUUAAGGGAGCACAAGCAUUCUGAAAAUGAUGCUAAAGGUGUCACCAUUCUUCACAAGGCAGGCAGAUUACUGAAUAUCCUAGAAGAAACAGACAAACACUCACAUGACAAAACACCUAGGCAAUGUCUUUUAAUGAACGAGAGUUAAGACAUAAGAUGUAUAAUGCAAAACUGUAACAAUGUUUUAAUCAAAUAGGUUCGGAUUAGAGCUUUCUUCUGUUUUCCUGCAUGUAAAAUGGACCGAAUUUGGCAAGAUAACUUGUUUCACCCUCAGAUAACAUUGCAAGUCGACAACCUCGUUAUAUCAUAAACACUGAUUUUGUUGCAUUACACCUGUCUUGCUCAGUAUGUUGUUCGUGACAGUUAACAUCGCCAUUUUUAUCUUUCUAUAUUCUACCCUUAUAUACUAUUUGUCUAAGUGUGGUAUUCAUUAUAUACUGGGUGUCCCAGUAGGAACAGUCAAUAUUCGAGGAUACGACAGGAAUGAUGAUUCAGAGCAAAAAAGUCUAGUAAACAUGGGCUCUGACAUGCAUACCUUGAGACCCUUGAGCACUUCAUCUUUGAUUUGUGAGAAAACACUCUUCUACUGCAAGGUCUUUGCUUUCCAUAUUUUGGAAGGAGGUAUAUGGAUAAAACCAAGAAAAAAAUUGGCUAGUAAACAUGGGCUCUAAACUGCACACCUUACGGGCUUCAGUAGAAGAGAAACAUUUCAGAGUAGCGAAGACAAACGAGUGCUCAUAUCUGUUAAGGUACAGAUUUUAGAUCCCAUGUUUAUUAGGCUUUAUUGCUUCAAUUAAUUCGUGUCAUAUCUCUGAAUACUGGCUAUUCCUUGUGGGAAACCCUGUACAGGGGACACACAUCACUUGUGUUUCUAAAUAUGAUCUUGGAGGUAACACGAGGCCUGUAAUAUAGACUUGACUACCAGUUCCACAUUUUCAUCCUGUGACGUUAGGAUACAAUACGACCAAGAACUGCGGCUGUUUAAUGUCUGACAGCUAUAACGUGUAUGCAAGACAACCUGUGUACUGCACACAGAGAAUAGAGCCGACACAUGCCAUCUGAUAUAGGUGUAAACAACAUGUAAGAAAACAUAUUUCUACUGCAAUGUACACAAAAUGUUGUGUCAUUAUAGACAUUUAUUUGAUUGUCGUCUGUAUCGCAUGGCGCUGAUGGUGAGUUACGUGCCCGAAUGGCAAUUUGGCAACUGAAUAUUUUACAUGCAGUCCAUUGUGUACAUCAAGAUGUAUUUCAAGAAAUAUAAAUUCAGUUACCCAAUGUGCAUCUCGACAGUUUGGUUUGUCACAAAAUGACACCUCGGGACAUGAAGUUUACUGGAAGCCAGUUCAUACAGACUUUCACAAACCACAAGUGUCCUCAGAACUUUGGUUCACAGAAAACAGCACUGCUACCCAGAGCAGUUUGCAUGGUGAGCUUCUACACUUAAAGGCAGUUUUUGAAGCAAAUGGGUAUUAUUGACAAUAGAUAUGUAAGGUGGGCAUAAGGAAUGAGAAAGAAGUCACAGAUAAGCUUCACAGCUUUCCUGCCAUAUGUGGGAAACUUAUCAUCUAAAAUAGGUCAUUUCAUCACCUAGCACAAAUUUAAAGCAGUUUUUCACUCUCCAACAAAAACAUCAACACUUUUAGGUUCUGUCAAAGGAGAGACAAUGCCUCCUCAAGGAUGGUAUUUAUGAGGUGGUCCCUUGCGAGUGUGGCCUUUUAUACAAUGGGCAAGCUCAUACUGUCCUUGUAUGAUGCAGUGAGCACUGUAGGACCAAAAAACUGGCUGAGCCAGAGCACUGCAUUGAAAAUGGUUACUCUAUAUGAUACAAAAAUCUCUAAAUUCUACAACUGACUUUGUCUUUUUGGGACUUAGUGGUGAAAUAUGCAAUGGAAAUUCAUUUGGUCAAAAUUUAAUUAACAGAGGUAGCAGUCUCAACCUGCAGAAAUCAUUGAAUCCAGUACUUGCUUUCACAAACUUGCAAAGAUGUCACUACAGCCCAGCUAAUAAUGAUCUGUGGAUAUUAAAGCACAGAUCGACCAUGUAGCCACAGAUUCAAUUUAGACUCGCUCUCGGUCGCUUUAGACUCACUCUCGGUCGCCAAUCGACAUCUCCGUGGUUUAAAUCGUGGAACGAGUACUUUAGCUCACUCUGAAGAUGUCCAAAAGGUUUAGGGUCAAAAUAUUAGAAGAAGAAGAAGAAGAAGAUAAUAAUGAUGGAGAAUAUACAGCUGUACUCGAAAAAAUUUAUGGAUCAUUUACCCUACACCCAUCUCCUCUAUCCAGUCCAUGCUCUCAGGAAACACAGGGCAACACAAGUGUGUCACAAAUGAAAACAGUUAUGAGUUAACCAAUAGAGUAAGCAGCAAAGCAAAGCCAAACUACGUCGUGUGAGAGAAGGAAUUAGUCUAGUGGUAACACCAACAGCCUGUGUGUACUGCAUGUACACGGAUGGAACAACAGAAUAACUAUUUGCAGUAAAAUUGAAGAAUGUAGAUAGUUAUCAGUUAUGAUUAUUUAUGUUAGCAAGUUAAAAGUAUAUUAUAUGAACAUUGACAUGUAGAUCUGUGCAAGUAGUGUUUUGAGAUGAGUGUAGGCCUACCUGCAAGCCCUCCCACCAAUUUUCAUCUCAUAAAAGUGUACACACACACACACACACACACACACACACACACACAGGGAGAGAGAGACCAAGUUGUUAUCAAAUGAGCAAAUGGACAGUGUAACUAUGUAAAGUUUUUUUUUUAGAAUCUAAAAGUAUGUUUCCAAGGAAACCUUUCACCAAGUUGCCCUCUUCUGUGUGGCACACCUUAUCUAUAACCAGAUUACUGAACUAUUUCUUAAUUUGGGGUAUGAUUAAUAAAAAUGUGUUUGCCAAAUGUUGCAGAAUUGGAAGGGGAGGGGGGUGGAGUGAAUCAUGCAAGGUGAAAAGAAAGAAAAAAAGAAAAUCAGUGUCUUCAUAAUAUUGUGAAACUAAUUGCUGUUUUAUGCACUUAUGCAAAUACCAUAAAGGUGGUCUAUGUGCUUCUGAUGCGCUUAAAGUGCCUAAAGGUGCCUUUUUAAGGGGGAGUGGGGGGGGGGGGGGG